UGCCCUGCUCUCUUCCCGCCGCCUCUCCGCGACGUUUCGAGAAGCAGCCGCCGCCGCAGCCGCGAGACACCAGCCUCGACUAAAGGAUUACAGCGACCAAGCCGCCGCGUUGGGCUGACGAGGGGGGUGCGAGUGUGUGCGAGAGAGACAAUCUCAGCGACCGCGCGGCGCGGCUGAAAUGGAGGCGGCGGGUCAGCAAGGCUGACAUGGACCCGGGACACGCUCCGCGGCCCGCUGUCGGGCUUCACGAGCCGCAGCCGCUUCGGGAUGGCGUGGAGGACGGAAGGAAAGAGCUUCGUCCUUGGCUUGCAAAGCCGCGCCACCUGGGGAGACCCAGCAGUGAGCUCCGCCUCGCCGCCAACCCGGCGUGGACCUUAGUUUUGUAAUCCAUCGCAACCAUGAAGUCUCCAACGGCAGAUCUGCCCCGUAAAAGGAGGAUGUUGUGGAUUAUUCUUCUAAGCACAAUUGCCGUAGCAUGGACUACCCCCAUCCCUUUGAUAGAGGACUCGGAGGAAAUUGAGGAGCCUUGCUUCGAUCCCUGUUACUGUGAAGUCAAAGAAAGCCUUUUUCAUAUACACUGCGACAACAAGGGAUUUAUAAAUAUUAGUCAGAUAACGGAAUCCUGGUCGAGACCUUUCAAACUUUACCUGCAGAGAAACUCCAUGCGGAGAUUAUACACCAACAGUUUUCUCCACUUGAACAAUGCUGUUUCUAUUAACCUUGGGAACAACGCACUACAAGACAUUCAGACGGGAGCCUUUAAUGGGCUUAAAAUCCUGAAGAGGUUGUACUUGCAUGAGAAUAAAUUAGACAUUUUCAGAAACGAUACUUUCCUGGGUUUGGAAAGUCUGGAAUAUCUGCAGGCAGAUUACAAUGUCAUUAAGCGGAUUGAAAGUGGGGCAUUUCGAAAUCUGAGCAAACUUCGGGUCCUGAUCUUGAACGACAACCUUAUCCCCAUUCUUCCCACCAAUUUGUUUAAGUCGGUGUCCUUAACUCACUUGGACUUACGUGGAAACAGGCUGAAAGUGCUUUCCUACCGAGGGAUGUUGGACCAUAUUGGCAGGAGCCUGAUGGAGAUCCAGUUGGAAGAGAACCCUUGGAACUGUACUUGUGAUAUUGUUCAGCUGAAGAGCUGGCUGGAGCGCAUCCCUUACACUGCCCUUGUGGGAGACAUAACCUGUGAGACCCCUUUCCACUUCCAUGGUAAGGACCUGAGGGAAAUUAAGAGAAGUAAACUCUGUCCAGUGCUGUCUGACUCAGAGCUGGUCAGCAUUGGUGCCCCUCAGUUGCCCUCAAGCAAGGAGAAUGCAUGGCCUACUAAGCCUUCUUCCAUGUUGUCCUCUUUCCAUUUCACUGCUUCCUCUGUCGAAUACAAAACCUCCAUUAAGCAGCCCAGACCCACGAAACAGCCCAGGGCACACAAACCACCCCCUACUCCUCGAGGCCUAUACCCUGCGCCGAACCAGCCUCCAAUUGCUGGUUACCAGACAAGGCCCCCAAUCCCCAUCAUAUGCCCUACCGGCUGCUCCUGUAGUUUGCACAUCAACGAUUUGGGCCUGACAGUCAACUGCAAAGAAAGAGGGUUCCACAAUAUUUCAGAGCUCCUGCCCAGACCUGUCAAUGCGAAGAAGCUGGUGCUGAGUGGAAAUUUGAUACAGAAAAUUUACCGUUCAGAUUUCUGGAACUUUUCUUCCUUGGAUCUCCUGCAUCUGGGGAACAACCGGAUCUCCUAUGUGCAGGACGGGGCUUUUGUUAACCUGCCCAACCUGAAGAGUCUGUAUCUGAAUGGCAAUGACAUUGAGAGGCUGACCCCAGGCAUGUUCAGGGGUUUGCAGAGUCUGCAUUACCUGUAUUUUGAGUACAACCAGGUCAGGGAGAUUCAGCCCGCCGCCUUCAGUCUCAUGCCCAAUCUGAAGUUGCUCUUCCUCAAUGACAAUCUCCUGAGGAACCUGCCUACUGAUGCCUUUGCAGGCACCUCACUGACCAGGCUCAACCUGAAGAACAACAAAUUCCUGUACUUGCCUGUGGCUGGUGUGCUGGAGCACCUCAGUGCCAUUGUACAAAUUGACCUAAAGCUCAACCCGUGGGAUUGCACGUGUGAUCUGGUGCCUCUCAAGCAGUGGAUCGAGACCAUUAGCUCCGUCAUUGUGAUGGGCGAUGUCCUUUGUGCCAGCCCAGAGAACCUCACCAACAGAGAUAUCCGCUCCGUGGAGCUGGAAGUGCUGUGCCCCGAGAUGUUGCAUGCUGCUGCUGCCUCAGCAGCCCCACCAGCCUGGGGUCACCCUAGCCCCACCAGUCCGUCACCCUAUGAGCUCCCCCCGGCUGGAGGAGGCCCAGUACCACUCUCCGUGCUCAUCCUCAGUCUACUCGUACUGUUCUUUUCUGCAGUCUUCAUUGCUGCGGGCCUUUUUGCCUUUGUCCUACGCCGACGGCGCAAGAAGCUACCCUUCCGGAACAAGCAGCGGCAGGAGACCCUCGACUUAACAGGCAUCCAAAUGCAAUGCCACCAUCUCUUUGAGGAAGGAGGAGGUGGAGGAGGCGGGGGAAUCAGUGCGUCCCCGGAGAAGGCCCCCCCAGUGGGCCACGUGUAUGACUACAUCCCACACCCAGUGACCCAGAUGUGCAACAACCCCAUCUACAAGCCCCGCGAGGAGGAUGAAGUGGUGUCAGGGGAGCCUGGGCAACCUGGGGACAUACUUUUGGGAGGAGGAGGAGGUGGAGGUGGUGGAGGUGGUGUCUGUGCAGGGGAACAGUUUGCCGAUCCCACUAAGGACAGUGGGAGCAGUAGCUGCUACAGGACCUUGCUGGAGAAGGAGAAGGAGUGGAGCCUGGCUGUGUCCAGCUCGCAGCUCAACACCAUAGUGACCACCAACCAUCACCCGCACUCCCAUCCCCCCGGAGGGGGAAUUGGCGGGGGACUGCCUCUCAUGGGGGAGCUAGCACUGGUGCCGCCUGUCUUCCAUCAUGAGAAGAACGGUGGGGUGGUGCUAUUCCCCCCUAGUGGUGCUGUUCUAGACAGCAGGGACAGGCCGCCCUUAGCCCCUCCGUGCACAGUGGGCUUUGUGGACUGCCUCUAUGGUACAGUGCCCAAAUUAAAGGAACUGCACGUGCACCCCCCUGGCAUGCAAUACCCAGACCUGCAGCAGGACGCCAGACUGAAAGAAACCCUCCUCUUCUCGGCUGGUAAGGGCUUCCCAGACCACCACCAAACCCCCCAAAGCGAAUACCUCGAGUUAAGGGCCAAACUCCAAACCAAGCCGGAUUACCUCGAAGUCCUGGAGAAGACCACUUAUAGGUUUUGAAAAUGUCUAGCUUUCACAGCCAAAUCCCAGACCCACCCCCAGCCACAGCGCCCAGCCCUCCAAGUCCCCAUCCUCUGCUCCCCCCUUCCCAAAACCCACCGCAUGCUGAUACUAGAGGAUACCGCUCUGCGCUUUCCCCCUGCCAGACGAUGGUUUGGAGGGAAGGCCCUACUCAGAUGCUCAUGAAUCGAUAAAGUGCCUUUGCAGACUUUUGCCAGCAGAUGUUAAUCAAUCAUUAUUUUUUUAUACUGAAAAAUGGAGACUUUGACUGUGCCAUGUUGUCUAAGGUAUAAGAAUAUUAUUAUAAUUAGUAUCAUGGGGGUUCUUUGCCUCAGUCCUGACAAAGUAAAUUCUAUGUGUGUCACUCUACACUCUCUCUCUCUCUCUCUUGCAGGCUUUUUUUCUGUUUUUUUUUUUCCUCAAAACAAAAGAAAACAUUCUGUUCCGUUCUUUCUUUUUUACAUUUAGGGGA
This is a messenger RNA of Rhineura floridana, 3774 nucleotides long. It is a transcript of the gene SLITRK3, whose product is annotated as SLIT and NTRK like family member 3. Gene Ontology annotation, biological process: regulation of presynapse assembly; positive regulation of synapse assembly; axonogenesis. Gene Ontology annotation, cellular component: GABA-ergic synapse; postsynaptic density membrane. Bases 399 to 3302 code for a protein of 967 amino acids. The transcript is spliced from 2 exons. Lineage: Eukaryota; Metazoa; Chordata; Lepidosauria; Squamata; Rhineuridae. Gene Ontology annotation, molecular function: protein binding. The record is from RefSeq and is a predicted model, not a curated record.